CUUGUUCUGGCCGCAGCUGCUCCACAGAGCGUCCGGCAAAGCAAGUCACGCCGGGAAGCGCACACUACUGAUCGGCUGGAGAUGUGAUCCAACACGCUGGAAAAAGCUCCGAUGAAAAGGUCACAUGUUGGAUUAGAAAGCCUUCACUUAAACCUCAUAGUGUGGCCACACCGAAGAUAGUGACAGAAAAGUGCUUUUCGCCACAUGUGGGAGCAGUGUAACCGGUGGUGGUGAGGUAAGGGAGGAGGAACAUGCAGUUGUGUAGCCUCUCGGUACGCCUCGCAGCCAGGCACCGAGGCUGGUGAUGCCCGCCGCCGUGCGGGGAUCACAGGCGGUCGGUAGCAGCAGCAACAGCGGGAAGAGAAAGCGCAAGAGGGCGGCAAACCAGGGCGGUCGAGGACAAUGAUGAUGAUGGUGAUGAUGAUGAGUUUAAGAUCGAGAUCAUGGCAAACGGAACCGGUACUAUAAUGUUAAAAUGUGUCGUGGUCGGAGACGGUGCAGUGGGCAAAACGUGUCUUCUAAUGAGCUAUGCCAAUGACGCCUUUCCCGAGGAGUAUGUCCCAACGGUGUUUGAUCAUUAUGCAGUGAGUGUUAAUGUUGGAGGAAAGCAGUACUUGUUGGGACUGUACGACACUGCCGGUCAGGAGGACUAUGACCGACUCAGGCCACUGUCCUACCCGAUGACCGAUGUUUUCCUCAUCUGCUUCUCGGUCGUUAACCCUGCCAGUUUCCAGAACGUGCGUGAAGAAUGGGUGCCUGAGUUGCAGGAGUAUGCACCGAAUGUCCCCUACUUGCUUAUUGGCACUCAGACUGACCUACGUGAUGACCCAAAGACCAUUGCCAAACUGAAUGAUAUGAAGGAGAAACCUAUAGUGACUGAGCAAGGCCUGAAACUGGCUAAGGAGAUUGGCGCAUGUUGCUACGUGGAGUGUUCAGCACUUACCCAGAAAGGCCUGAAGACGGUGUUUGAUGAGGCCAUCAUCGCCAUUUUGGCUCCGAAGAGAAAGAAAGGAGCUCUGAAAAGAAGACUGGGACCCCGUUGCAUGAACUGCUGUCUAAUCACAUGAUACAAAGAUGUCCCUAUUCAGCAGCAGACCACAUAUGCCGGGCCCGGACUUGCAAAAACUCACGCUAGUUGAGCAGGGAUAAAGAAGAACACAGACAAUGACCGAGUUUUGAAACUGCGACGCACUCCAAAGGCCAUGACUUUCUUUUGCUGCCCAACAUGUGAAGAGGUGAUUAUAAGGAGCACAAACACAAAGAAAAAAACUCUUCUCCUAAUUCAGGUGAUUUACAUAUAAAUAAAUCCAUUCAAUCAAAAGUGAACAUGUUUGCAUUACAAAAGGGAGCUUGAUUUGUAAAAUGUUUUUAAAAACACGAAUAUGUUGACCUUGGACGUCAUCUCGAGGGAGACGUCACUCAGAGCAAGAAGUAGUACAUGCCCCUUUUUGGGCAUGAAGGCCAAGUUGUUGUCUUUUUUUUUUUUCUGCCACCCAACUUGUCUUCAAUUAGUCAUCAUUUGACAACCUGUAGUUCAAACCAUGCUUUGUAUAGGGAUUACUAAAUGAGAAAUGGAAAUGUAUCACCAAAAUAUUUUGGACCGAGAGAUAUUUUUUCAUAUUCUUUGUCAUGCAAUUAAUUGUAUGUUGUACUUUUAUCGCUUUUUAAGUGUGAGAGGAAAGACAGUCCAUCUUUUGGAAGUGAUUCACAUCCAGAAUAACUCAAAGAAACAAAUGCAGUCAUCAAAAGUAGGUUGCAAAAAUGAC
Messenger RNA from Hippocampus comes (tiger tail seahorse), 1766 nucleotides. RefSeq names its product rho-related GTP-binding protein RhoQ. Bases 444 to 1067 code for a protein of 207 amino acids. The transcript is spliced from 5 exons. Gene Ontology annotation, biological process: small GTPase-mediated signal transduction. The record is from RefSeq and is a predicted model, not a curated record. Lineage: Eukaryota; Metazoa; Chordata; Actinopteri; Syngnathiformes; Syngnathidae. Gene Ontology annotation, molecular function: GTPase activity; GTP binding.